GAUGAAGCACGUUGAAAUGUUUACGGUUUGUGCGCGGCUAGCUGUCGACUCGAAUAAGUGCUAUUUUAUCAAUGACUGUUGUAUUUAUUGAAUGUAUGACAAAUAAUAUAACAAGUAAGCAACAAGCAAGACGUCUGUACAGAGUACCUACUAAUGAAAACCACUGCUAGGUAGUUAGUUAAGCUGUAACUGUGCAGCAAACCUUCCCGCUGUUAACAAGUUAGGUACUGCCCGUAUUAGUUAUUAGUCGAGACAAACAUGGCAUCUUCAAUAGUAGUUCCAGUCAUUGAUGUCCAGAAAGAUAAUUUCAAGGAGCUUUGGCCUGCUAUGGUUGUAGCCAUGAAAACGUCUUCCUUCAUUGCACUUGACACGGAGCUGAGUGGUCUUGGGAACAGGAAAUCAUUGCUGGCUGAGUCUAUAGAGGACAGAUUUAAAGCGAUAUGCCAUGCAGCUCGCUCUCGCUCCAUCCUCUCUCUGGGAAUCGCCUGCUACAAGAAACUGGACAACAAGCCGGCAGACACAUACCUGGUCCAGGUGUACAACCUCACCCUGCUGUGUUCAGAGGAGUACAUCAUAGAGCCCCAGUCAGUCCAGUUCCUGGUGCAGCAUGGAUUUGAUUUCAACAAGCAGUAUGCAGAUGGAAUUCCUUAUUACAAGGGCAACAACAAGGGAGGAUCAGACAACCACGGUGUCCACAUCCGGGCGUUAUUCACCGAACUACUGCGUGCCAGGAAACCCCUGGUGCUCCACAACGGCCUCAUCGACAUUGCCUUCCUUUACCAGAGUUUUUAUGCUCAUUUGCCCGAGCGUUUGGCCACCUUCACAGCCGACCUGUCUGAGAUGUUUCCUGCUGGCAUCUAUGAUACCAAAUAUGUCACUGAAUUUGAGCUCCGGCUUACUGCCUCCUAUCUGGAAUAUGCCUAUAAGAAAUGUAAGCUGGAUAACAAUCGCAGUGUGAACUCUGGAGCCAUCAGACCUCACGUUCAUGUGGAGUUCUGUCAGUAUACCGGUCACAUGUCCAGCUAUGUGGACUACAGGGUCUGUCCAGCUGUGGCCUCUGCUGAGGGACAGACUGACAUCUGCCAGCGCUUCUCUGCAUUUGGCUGGUGUCCUAAUGGCACUCAGUGUCCUCUAUCCCACGACACUGACCUGAUCAUCCUCCAGGAUGAGAAAGGCAAGCAGGACAAAAGGAAAAAGAGGAAGAGAAACAGAGAGAAGAGAGCUGUAGGAGAGGUAUCGGAGGGCUCCUCCAUCUUCGACAGUGCCCCUGAAAACAAAAUACCACACAUGGAAGUGGAUCCAGAAGAAACACCAGACAGCCAGCAAGUGACGACUGCUGAGCCGUGUGUAGAAAGCGGGCUUCUAACGCACAGUGAAGGAAACAUCCAGCACAGCGAAGGCGAAAACAUGAAAACAGACAGCGAGGGGAACGGAGUGUGUGAGUACAACACAGACUCCAGAAAUUCUGCAACAACCGCCGCAAUAAACGAUGACACAAAAACCAACACAAGCGACGGUGUAGAAAGCAGAGCGGGAGAGGAAACGAUAGAAAAGUGUAGCGACCACUCCGCUAAGACUGAGAAGAAGGCUGAGGCAGGAACGCACCGAGCCGGGUAUGACGCUUUCAUGACAGGAUACAUCUUCGCCUACUCAUGCACCAUCAUCGAGAAGGACGGAGCGGAAGCGACUGCAGAGGAGAAGGAGCAGACGUGGCUCCCUACUGCUCUCAAUAAGGUCUACCUCAGCGGCAAGGCAGCUCCUCUCAACGUGGUUAAAAGCACCUUCUCCAAGUCGUCCAAGGCCCACGUGCAGAAGAUGGAGAUGGUGUGGGGGAAGAGAAUGUAGUGUGCAAAGCAGGGAAAUCAUAGUUUUUACAUGUGCAGGAUCACAAUUUAUUUUCUAGAUACGGCAAUGUGGGUCUGUCAGUCAGUCGGGACACCAGGUUUGUCCACACUGAAAUAUCCAGACAACUAGAUGGAUUGGAGCCAUGAAAAUUUGUUUUUAUUCAGAUUUUUUUUUUCUUAACAUUCAAGGUCCUCAGAAGAUGAAUCCUGCAGACUUUGUUGAACUCGUGACCUUUCCUCUAACUCCACCACGAGGUUGACAUUUUUGGUUUUAGUGAAAUAUCUUGACAACUACAGGAUAGGGUGCCAUGAAAUUUAGCACAGGUAUCCAUAGAUUAAUCUUUAUAGCAUACUGUUUUUUGCAGUUAGUAUACAAGAAAUCAACAUAUGUUGUUUUAUACGAGCAGAAAAUGGUGCAAUACGUACUCCGCAAAGGCAAUCAAACUGUGACUUCAGACUGUGACCGAACCUAACAAAAUGAAAACAAAAUACUAAGUAAUUUUAGUUUUCUGUUCUUGGAGCUGUUUCAACAUCAUCCACUAUUACUUUUAAUUUUGUCCAGCUGUGAGUAGCUCAUCCAUUUCCUUUGUGCAUUGCAUUGUGGGAGAACAGUGUCCAUCAACAGUACACUCAAAAUAAGGGCAUUGAAGUCUGGAAACCAGCUGUUUUAAGUUUACUUAAUUUGAUCACUUUUCCAGUGUGAACACUCUGCAUACUCAAAAGCUGCAUAGAAUUAGUGUGCAGUCUGGAUUUGGGACUCAGCUUGAGUCUUGUCUCUGGUGCACACCGACUGUUACACCUUCGAAGAGUAACCACCAUGGCUUCUUUCUUUUUUGGUGAUUUAUGUCGACUUUUUAAGGAUAUGGUGAAACAUUCUGGAGUGAUGGUCACUUAUUUUUCAUGCCAAAAAGUACAGUCUGACAAUCUAGAGAGAUAAUAUCACAUUUUCUUCAUUCAUGUUGGUCUGUUUUUGCUCCCACUUUGUUCCUUAUUUAGCAGUCUUCUGUGGAUUUACUUAACAAAUUGUAAAUACUCUUAAUAAUAGAGAAAAUAAUUGAUAAUGAAAACAGCCACAGUAACAUUAUGAUUGAUAUGCUGAUUUAUCCAGCAUGCCCCAUUUUGUUUUUAAUGACUUGUUUCUGAAGUAAUAUGGAAAAUAAACUAAUGCUCUUUAACAA
Messenger RNA from Thunnus maccoyii (southern bluefin tuna), 3022 nucleotides. RefSeq names its product target of EGR1, exonuclease (gene toe1). Gene Ontology annotation, biological process: snRNA 3'-end processing. The coding region runs from base 259 to 1845 and encodes 528 amino acids. The transcript has 8 exons. Gene Ontology annotation, molecular function: 3'-5'-RNA exonuclease activity; snRNA binding; metal ion binding. NCBI's taxonomy places the organism in Eukaryota, Metazoa, Chordata, Actinopteri, Scombriformes, Scombridae. The record is from RefSeq and is a predicted model, not a curated record. Gene Ontology annotation, cellular component: Cajal body; cytoplasm.